Molecule: messenger RNA, 528 nt
Organism: Rosa chinensis
Lineage: Eukaryota; Viridiplantae; Streptophyta; Magnoliopsida; Rosales; Rosaceae
Exons: 1
Coding region: 1-528 (175 amino acids)
Source: RefSeq, a predicted model, not a curated record
AUGCCGUUUGGAUUGACCAAUGCUCCUGCGGCUUUCAUGGACCUUAUGAAUCGGGUAUUCCGCUCGUACCUAGACCAUUUCGUGAUCGUGUUUAUUGACGAUAUUUUGGUCUACUCUGAGAGUGAUGAACAUCAUGUUAAGCACUUAAAGCUGGUGCUUCGGACUUUGAGGGAGGCUAAGCUAUAUGCUAAGUUGAGUAAGUGUGAAUUUUGGUUUAAUAGCAUAGGAUUCUUGGGUCAUGUGGUUUCAGCUGAAGGUAUUAGUGUGGACCCUCAAAAAGUGGAAGCUGUUUUGAACUGGGGAAGACCUACCACUGUGACAGAGAUUCGUAGUUUCUUGGGUUUGGCAGGCUAUUAUCGGCGAAUCAUUCAAGAUUUUUCCAGGCUUGCAGCUCCUCUUAACAAAUUGACCAGGAAGGGUGUUAAAUUUUUUUGGUUAGAGGAGUGUGAACAAAGUUUCCAAGAGCUCAAAGGACAUUUAACUAAUGCCCCAGUUCUGGCAUUACCUGAUGAUAGAGGGAGUAUGUGA